AUGGUGGAAGACUAUGACCCGUUGGAAACUUCGUUAAUGAUGGGGGCCCAAUUUCAACAACUUGUAAACAUUUACGAGAGUUCGUCGUCCGCAUUUCCCCCAUUAAGAAGAAUCCCCAACCGAGAAUCCACGUACUCGGGUUUGGACUGGGACUGCAUUGGCGCAAUUGACGGGACUAUUAUACCUGCGUGGGUGCCAGAAGGACAACAGGGUUCCUACAGAUGUAGGAAAGGGUAUUUAGCGCAAAAUGUGAUGUUGGCGUGCGAUUUUGACCUCAAGUCUACUUUUGUUCUGGCGGGUUGGGAAGGCAGCGCAAACGAUGCACGCAUUUUCAAUCAGAAAUUGUCGGACCCCAGAUAUAAUUUCUCCUAUCCACCACCCGGUAAAUUCUACGUGGUGGACUCCGGAUAUGCACACAUUCUGGGUUUCAUGACACCAUAUCGUGGUGAAAUAUAUCAUCUUCCGGAGUGGUUGGUGUCUAACCAAUUGCCCGACAAUGCUCGUGAGUUGUUAAUUAGACGACAUGCCACUAUCCGUAAUGUUAUCGAACGCAACUUUGGUUUGCUAAAAGGGAAGUUUCCAUGA
Messenger RNA from Striga hermonthica, 585 nucleotides. The record is from the annotation of a GenBank genome assembly. Lineage: Eukaryota; Viridiplantae; Streptophyta; Magnoliopsida; Lamiales; Orobanchaceae.